This is a messenger RNA of Phoenix dactylifera (date palm), 980 nucleotides long. The record is from RefSeq and is a predicted model, not a curated record. NCBI's taxonomy places the organism in Eukaryota, Viridiplantae, Streptophyta, Magnoliopsida, Arecales, Arecaceae.
AUUUUACCCUAUCCGCUGCCAUUCCUGUUCCUAGCCACAGUGUAACCCUAGCAAAACCCCAUGACGCUUUGCAAGAUGCAACCCGAAAUUGAAGGAAUGAAGCCUCAAUUCCACCCCCACCCUCACCAUCCCGUCUCUCUGCCCUCACCACCACCACCACCACCACCACCACGACGUCACCACCACCACCACCACCCACUUCCCCACUUCCAUCUCCCUCUGUUCCUCCAUUGCCCUUGUAGCUGCCCGCCUCUCCUGCUCAUCCCUCACCACCACCACCACCACCACCAAACCGGCUGCCCUCUCCCCUUUUAUCCCAGGUCUUCCAACCUCUCUUGCCCCAAGUUCUCUCAAGUUCCACCAGUCGUGCCUUCUUCGCAGCCUAUCCAGAACCCAUGUCCAAUUCCUUCGACGCCUGCGGGAGUCGAGAGCUUGGAAGUUUCCGAGGCCCAAACCAUGGACAGUUCAGCACGCGGGUUGCAACAACAGGAAUGGAGAGGGGACCAGGAAUUAGAAGAUGAAGAAGAAGACGUGUUUGUUUUGACAGAUGAGUGGAGGGAGUUUUUUGCAAAAUCUGAGGCUAAAAGGAGAUUGGCUAAGCAGCGCAAGAAGAAGGGUGGCAAGUGAACUGCUAGCUAUACAAGUAGGACCUCCAAAAACUUUUUUCUUCAAACAAUAUCUACUCAGCAACUGUGUCCUAGCAGAAAGUCGAAAAUAAAUUUUGUUGGAGCAUUCUCAAUUUUCGCAUCUGCCUCUGGGCCCUUAUUCGCAAAGUUUGAAGUUGACAGGCAUUUAGUGCUGAUGUUAUGAGGGUAUUUACGGCUGUAUUAUUUCUUAAUCCCAAAUUUUGAGAACUACAGAUAUUUAGCACAUUAAGCGUGUCUUUAACAGGUUUUCUAUAGUGCGGGUCAUAUCAUAUAAAUUCCCCAUAUUUUCAGACAUGAAUAAAGUGAUGCUUAUAUGGUGUUUUAUUCGAACUA